CAGUCUUGCAAAAACCUUCCCCAUUUUCUCUCUAUAUAUUCUAUACAACUCUCACUUUUCUCUAGCCUCGUUGUGUGCAUUUGAAUUAUCAAAAAAUUUGGGUCACUCUUUUCAGACAAUGACAGAAUCAAGCCAUUCAUCAUCAGAAGCUGAGAGUUGCAGCAGCAAUAAUGACUCCAACUCGUCAUCCCCCACAUCUUCUUUUUCUUCUUCACAAACUCCCGAGAACUUGUCCAGGAAAUUCAAUCCUGAAGUCCCAGAAGCAGACAGCAAAGCUAAAAGACCAAGAGACACAAGCAGCAAGCACCCAGUUUACAGAGGAGUCAGAAUGAGGAGUUGGGGCAAAUGGGUGUCUGAAAUCCGUGAGCCGCGCAAGAAAUCUCGCAUUUGGCUUGGUACUUUUGCUACCCCAGAUAUGGCAGCGCGUGCUCAUGAUGUAGCUGCUUUAAGCAUCAAAGGUGACUCAGCUAUUCUCAACUUCCCCGAGCUUUCCGAGUUGCUUCCUCGACCUGUUUCAUUAAUUCCCCGUGACAUCCAAGCCGCUGCAGCUAAAGCUGCUUCAAUGGUCAAUUUCAAUACUCUGACAUCGUCUUCUUCAUCAUCAUUUUUAGUAUCCGAAUCUUCAUCUCUGUCAGAGUCCAAUGUCUCGGAAGAACCCGAGGAGCUGAGUGAAAUUGUUCAGUUACCCAAUAUCGAAGGGAAUUUCGACUCCUUAUUUGACCCACUGAACGAGUUUAUACUUCUUGACUCGGUUGAUGGGUGGAUGUAUCCACCACAAGAUUUCUAUGGAGGAUUUGCUGAUCAGAUAUGGGCUACAGAGAAUUUAAUCGCUGGCAACUUUGAAACUUCCAUGUGGGAAUAAUUUGGUGAUGGGCUUCUUUUUCACUACUUUUCUUCUUUAGGAUUACUGUAAUUUUCUUGGGGGAAUUUUUCAAUUUGCUUUUCUAUUUUUGCUAACAGGUCACUUGUCACUUGUAAUAUAAUUUUUGUAAUAUAAAUCAUAUACAAGUCAUAGUUUAGGUUUUCUCUAUUUUGACUAACAUGUAUAAAUAUGUAUACAACUUGAAGAACCUCGAUGAGCUUUUUUCUUUUUCAAAUUUUAUGAAUAAUUUAUGGUUGUUUGUUAUUAGCUUUCUUAUAAUCCUUGAGAAUUUUGAAUAAAAU
Molecule: messenger RNA, 1164 nt
Organism: Durio zibethinus
Lineage: Eukaryota; Viridiplantae; Streptophyta; Magnoliopsida; Malvales; Malvaceae
Source: RefSeq, a predicted model, not a curated record